GGUCAAAUGACUCCGCAUGUCUGCUUCUGUGUACAACAUCCCUCUAUGGUGCACGGCAGAUGAAGAAACACCUCCAGCGCGUAUCCAGUUCAGAUUUGAUUGUGACCAAGAUCUGAAGUGGGAUGUCUCUGUGAAAGUUUGAAAAGUGGACUUCAGACUGUGAUCCCUGUAGCCCCUAAGCAGGAGACAGAAGAUUCCGCCAACAUGUUCAGCACCAAAAGACUGAAGAAGAAGUCUCAGUCGGUGGAUAUUGGGAGUCAGGGUUUCUCCCCGACUUUGGUGCCAGCCUCGCCCCUUAAUAGGACGGCGCCCCCUGUUGCCAAGACGCUCGCAGUGCAGGAGAAUAACACCACCAACUCCCAGAAGCGUAACCCCAGAGUCGGAGAGCUGAAGAGGGGCUACACCAUAGAUACCGGCCAGAAGAAGACCCCUGAGAAGAAAGAUGGGAGGCGCAUGUCGUUCCAGAGACCCAAAGGCACCGUUGAGUAUUCUGUGGAAUCGCGGGACACGUUGAACAGCAUUGCACUCAAGUUUGACACCACGCCCAACGAGCUGGUUCAGCUCAACAAGCUUUUCUCAAGAGCAGUGGUGCCUGGCCAGGUCCUGUACGUUCCUGAUCCCGAGUACGUCUCCAGUGUUGGAAGCUCCCCUUCCCUCAGCCCUAUCAGCCCUUUGUCCCCCACCUCCUCUGAAGCUGAUUUAGACAAAGUGACGAUGGCUUUAAUCCAGGGGUGUCCAAACUUUUUUCAUCAAGGGCCACAUAUGUAAACACAAAUGAAGCAGAGGGCCGAUUGAGGGCCAUAGACUGGUACUCAAUACAGUAAAUAAUUGAAAUAUGUGCAUAUUUAACACAUUAGAAAGAAUAUAGACUGAUGGCGCAUUUUAAGAUCCUUAAAAUCACACACUAAGGUAGAUUUUUUGAAAACUUGCAGGAAAAAGUUCAUUUUUAAUUCAUGCAAGGUAAUUUGGGCCAGUUCACCUGGAAGCCUGAGGGCCAAGAAAAAAUUGUCUGAGGGCCACAUUUGGCCCACGGGCCAUAUUUUGGACAUGCCUGCUUUAAUCUAUACUGUGGAACAUUCUAUACAAAGCAAUAACAUUUCCAUAGAGACAAGCAGGUGGCACAACCUCCACUAGAAAUGUUACACACUG
Molecule: messenger RNA, 1149 nt
Organism: Boleophthalmus pectinirostris (great blue-spotted mudskipper)
Lineage: Eukaryota; Metazoa; Chordata; Actinopteri; Gobiiformes; Gobiidae
Gene: oxr1a
Product: oxidation resistance 1a
Exons: 7
Coding region: 205-768 (187 amino acids)
Source: RefSeq, a predicted model, not a curated record